Messenger RNA from Cladophialophora psammophila CBS 110553, 798 nucleotides. RefSeq lists its product as uncharacterized. The record is from RefSeq and is a predicted model, not a curated record. The transcript is spliced from 2 exons. Lineage: Eukaryota; Fungi; Ascomycota; Eurotiomycetes; Chaetothyriales; Herpotrichiellaceae. The coding region runs from base 1 to 798 and encodes 265 amino acids.
AUGAAGUCGAAGCUUCUUUUCGCCAUCCUUUUCGCCGCUUCAGCGGUGGCAGCAACGAUCUUGGAAGAAUCUGAGCAGGAAAAUUCCCUGCAAAGGCGAGCGUUUUAUCAAGACGGCUACAAGAUCUUCAAACGCAAGCGGAAUGCCCACGCCUGCAUGAUGUCCAUCGUCUUCAUCGUCCUCUUCCCGUUGGGUGCCAUUUCCCUACAUCUCCCGCUUCGAGGCGUUCGCGUGGUCCAGUUCAUCCACGCACCGAUCCAGAUACUGGGGAUGGCGAUGAUGAUCGGCGCACUGGGGCUAGGCAUCGACAUUGCAGAUGUUGACCUGAACUAUUUCGCGAGCAGCACAUCUACCAAGGCACAUGUCGUGAUUGGCCUCCUCGCGACGUCGGCGCUUAUCCUCUUCCAGCCGGCACUGGGGCUAUUGCAGCACCGUCAUUUCAAGCGGACAGGCAAGAAGAGUAUGCUCGCCUAUAUCCAUCGUUGGCUCGGCCGCAUUGCAAUCUGCCUGGGCUGGAUCAACUCCGGCUUGGGGUUUCAGCUGGUACCCAUCUCCUUGGUGGCCACUCACUCUCUGGUUCGAAACUUUGUAAUCAUGGGCGUCCUGGGAGGGAUCUGGUUCUUCUUGAUCGGAUGGGACGGAUAUCGACACCACUGGGCGAGGAAGGACAAGAUAUUUGCAUAUCGUGUUGGAUGGGAAAAGGGCGUGGUGCUUCGAGGCCAGCGGGCCGACGAAGAAGGCAUCAAGGAGAGCCACACGGAUUCUGGCAGCUCUGAGAAUCAGGUCAAUCCCAAAUGA